AUAUGCAAAAAAGAGAAACCCAACCAAAAAAUAAAAUAAAAAGUGAUGAACAAGAAUUCAAUUCCUUCCUCUCCGCCAAGAUAAACUGAUCAAAAGAGUCCUUAGGCGACAUGCUUUAGCCACAGACACAUCUUUAACCUUCUUUUCCUCUCUCUGAUCUCUCUCUCUCUCUCCGCUUGUUUUGGAGUUGCGAGCAGUGAGACAAAGAGAAGGAAGAUAGACCCCGAGGAGAGAGAGAGCGGCAUGCAUAAGAGGGAGCAAAGAGAUCAUCAUCACAAGGCAAGAUGACAUGGUGCAACGACUGCAGUGAUGUUCAGACCACUGAGAGAAGCACCUGCACUUCUCCGCCCUCGCCUGCAGCUGCUGCGGCCGUGGCUCCUCUUCCGGCUUCUUACCACAAGAACCUCACCGCUAACCAUUUCUCUGACAGACACAAAGCUUGUCUGAUCAAGACUUGCCCUUCUUGCGGUCACCAUUUCAAGUUUCAUGAACAGGCCGGGAUACAUGAUUUGCCGGGACUGCCAGCGGGCGUGAAGUUCGAUCCGACGGAUCAAGAACUAUUGGAGCAUCUAGAAGGGAAGGUCCGAGGCGACGCAAGAAAGCUCCACCCACUCAUUGAUGAAUUCAUCCGUACCAUCAAUGGCGAAAAUGGAAUCUGUUAUACCCAUCCCGAGAAGUUGCCAGGGGUGACAAUGGACGGCACGGUGCGGCAUUUCUUCCACAGGCCGUCGAAGGCGUACACGACGGGAACACGGAAGCGAAGGAAGGUCCACACGGACUCGGACGUGGGAGGCGAGACUCGGUGGCACAAGACCGGAAAGACACGACCCGUCCUUGUCGGCGGCCGAGUCCGAGGCUACAAGAAAAUCCUCGUACUCUACACUAACUACGGCAAACAAAAGAAGCCCGAGAAGACCAAUUGGGUUAUGCAUCAGUACCACCUCGGCAUCAAUGAGGAAGAGAAGGAAGGCGAACUCGUCGUCUCCAAAGUCUUCUUCCAGACUCAGCCCCGCCAGUGCGCCGGAUCUCUCGCCGGAGCCACCGCCGCGAAGGACCACCGCCAUGGCCGCCACAUUCAUUACCACCACCACGGCGGAGGCACGGCCGGUGCCGCCUCCGUCGGAGAGUACUACAGCAACAUGCCGGCGGUUAUCUCCUUCGACAAGACCGGAGUUCAGAGCCAUUUGGCCGUUCAUGAAGCUCCUUCUUUUAUCCCUUGAUCACAAGAUUUUAAAUAUUUUUACCUGGAAAAUAAAUUAAAAAUUACAUGGAUAAUACUUUUAUUACCACUAAGAGUGUCAUAUGAGCUAUAUACAAAGUGCAUGCAUGCAGAAUGCAUGUGAGGAAAUAAAAAAAAAUAUAUUUAGGGACU
This is a messenger RNA of Tarenaya hassleriana, 1372 nucleotides long. Its product is annotated as NAC domain-containing protein 73. Gene Ontology annotation, biological process: regulation of DNA-templated transcription. The transcript has 3 exons. Gene Ontology annotation, cellular component: nucleus. Bases 285 to 1220 code for a protein of 311 amino acids. NCBI's taxonomy places the organism in Eukaryota, Viridiplantae, Streptophyta, Magnoliopsida, Brassicales, Cleomaceae. The record is from RefSeq and is a predicted model, not a curated record. Gene Ontology annotation, molecular function: DNA-binding transcription factor activity; transcription cis-regulatory region binding.